AUGGCGGAUCAGGUCACUUUGCAGUCUGCGGUGAGAGUGCCCACACCCCCUCCAGUCGCAUUUUCACCAUCGGCUGUUCCUCGAAAACGCUCACCUCCCUCUCGCUCACCCUCUCCCAAUCGACGUCGCUCACCUCCAGGUGAUGCGCUUAGAAAUGAUUCGAAUGUAUCUGGUUUGGAUCGGGACCGCGCCCUUGAUAGAGAGCGCCUCCUCACUGAGCGAGUGCGCGAACAUGAGAAGAAAGAGGCUGCUCGCAAGCCAAUGACAGAGGAGGAGAAACAGGCAUCUGCGAAGGCUGAAUAUGACAAGCUCAUUAAUAUGCGGUCAGGCGGUACCUACAUUCCCCCAGCUCGACUCCGCGCGCUGCAGGCCCAGAUUACGGACAAGACGAGCAAAGAGUACCAGCGAAUGGCUUGGGAGGCUUUGAAGAAGUCCAUCAACGGUCUUAUCAACAAGGUCAACGUCGCCAACAUCAAAUACAUUGUUCCAGAGCUGUUCGGAGAAAACCUAGUCCGAGGACGAGGUCUCUUCUGCCGCUCCAUUAUGAAGGCGCAAGCCGCGAGUUUGCCCUUUACGCCCAUUUACGCCGCCAUGGUGGCCAUUGUAAACACCAAGUUGCCGCAGGUCGGAGAUCUGCUGUUGUCCCGCUUGAUCAUUCAGUUCCGCAAAGCAUUCAAGAGAAACGACAAGGCAGUCUGUUUCUCCUCUUCGACAUUCAUUGCACAUCUCUGUAACAACCAGGUGGCACACGAGUCGCUUGCUGCCCAGAUUCUUUUGCUUCUUCUUCACAAUCCGACUGACGACAGCGUGGAAAUCGCCGUUAGUUUGACAAGAGAGGUUGGCCAGCACAUACAUGAAAUGAAUGCACCAAUUGGAAAUGCGGUUUUUGACCAGUUUCGAAACAUCCUCCAUGAAGCCGACCUCCAGAAGCGUACGCAAUAUAUGAUUGAAGUCCUGUUCCAAGUGCGCAAGGACGGGUUUAAGGACCACCCGCCAGUCAAGGAGGAGCUUGACUUGGUAGAAGAAGAAGAUCAGAUCACUCAUCAACUGGGCUUGGAUGACGACCUUGAGACCCAAGACACCCUUAAUAUCUUCAAAUUCGAUCCUGAAUGGGAAGAGCAUGAAGAAGCAUACAUGAAGUUGAAGGCCGAAAUCCUCGGCGAGGGCAGUGACGAUGACGACGAGGACGAAGAGGAUGAGAGCUCCGACGAGGAAUCGGACACCGAAGAGAAGAAGUUGGAUAUUAAAGAUCAGAGUAACACCGACCUUGUUAACCUGCGCCGAACUAUUUAUCUCACAAUCAUGUCGAGUCUCGACUUUGAGGAAUGCUGUCACAAGCUGAUGAAGAUCAAGCUUCCCGCAGGCCUGGAAGAAGAGCUACCGUCAAUGAUCAUCGAGUGUUGCUCCCAGGAACGCACAUAUACUAAGUUCUUUGGUCUGAUCGGAGAACGAUUUGCCAAGAUCAACCGACUCUGGUCAGAUUUAUUCGAGGCCUCGUUUGCCAAAUAUUACGAUACAAUUCAUCGCUAUGAAACCAACCGUCUGCGCAAUAUCGCUCGAUUCUUCGGACACAUGCUCUGUAGCGACGCCCUCGGAUGGCAUGUCUUGUCCGUCAUCCAUCUUAAUGAAGAAGAGACCACCUCAAGCAGCCGUAUCUUUAUCAAGAUCCUCUUCCAGGAUCUUGCAGAGCAACUCGGCAUGCCCGCUCUUCAUGCCCGCUUCCGGGACGAGAUUCUGCGACCAAGCUUCGAGGGUCUCUUCCCAACUGAAAACACACGUCACAGUCGAUUCUCUAUCAACUAUUUUACCAGCAUUGGUAUGGGUGCGUUGACCGAGGAUAUGCGCGAGCACAUUAAGAAUAUGCCUAAGCCCGCUUUGCCCGCCUUGCCUGCUGCUCGAUCACCAUCUCGUUCUUCAUCUGUGCGUCUCGGUCUCGACUGCGGUCACGCUCCCGUUCAUAUUCGCGUUCUCCAUCUGUUCGGUCACACUCGACGGGGUGUUCCACAUGCACUCCUCAUUCCAAGUCUCGUUCGCGGUCUCGAUCACGGUCAUAUUCUCGAUCGCGGACAUAUUCUCGAUCUCGAUCUCGAUCUCGAUCGCGAUCAUAUUCUCGCUCACGGUCAUAUUCUCGCUCGCGGUCACCCGCUCGUCGGGACCGUCGUGAUAUCUCGCGGUCUCCCGUUCGUCAGGACCGUCGUGAUGUCUCGCGUGGUCGAUCUCGUGAGAUAUCACGCUCGCAGUCUCCCGUUCGUCGGGGCCGUAGUAGAUCUUAGGUUGUUUAAGAUCUCCUGUUUGUCGUAG
Penicillium taxi is the source of this 2301-nucleotide messenger RNA. RefSeq names its product pre-mRNA-splicing factor CWC22. The coding region runs from base 1 to 2301 and encodes 766 amino acids. The record is from RefSeq and is a predicted model, not a curated record. Gene Ontology annotation, molecular function: RNA binding; protein binding. The transcript has 2 exons. Gene Ontology annotation, biological process: mRNA splicing, via spliceosome. NCBI's taxonomy places the organism in Eukaryota, Fungi, Ascomycota, Eurotiomycetes, Eurotiales, Aspergillaceae. Gene Ontology annotation, cellular component: catalytic step 2 spliceosome.